Molecule: messenger RNA, 1157 nt
Organism: Protomyces lactucae-debilis
Lineage: Eukaryota; Fungi; Ascomycota; Taphrinomycetes; Taphrinales; Protomycetaceae
Exons: 1
Coding region: 249-890 (213 amino acids)
Source: RefSeq, a predicted model, not a curated record
GAAGGAUCUUGCAAGACGAAAUGUCAGGGGGAGAUUGAUAACUUCGAAAUCACUUUGAGCAAUGCAUUCGGGUCAGAUCCGCCGUGGUGUUGGGCAAGUGGCAGGUUCAGCAUUGUGCAGCGAAGAGCACACUCAUUGGGAUGCGACUCGCCAGUGACUCCAGGGUGCCCCUUGUCAUCUUCUCUGUGUCAGUGCACUUUCAACUUGAUCAUUCCUGAGCAAAUGCGUUCAACGAGACGAAAUACGAGAUGAGGCAACACAAAAAAUAUUCCAAUGAAGGUACUCACUCGACAACGUCAGUGUGUGACAUGCGACGGUUUCCGGCGACAAUGUCCUAUGUACUACACGAAAAGAUCAAAACUUUCUCUUCUGUGAUGACAAGAUUUUCAGAAGCUGCUGAAACUGAAAAAGAGAAGCAAAGCUGGCCACUUUAUCAGUGGCACUCCGUGCCGGAUGAAGCUGUCAUACUGGGAGAACCCUUUGCUUGCCCCGAGUCACCAGGGGUGAACUUGGAGAAGGAGAUCCCGCCUGGGAGAAAAAGACCAGACAGGCCAUACAAAAAGGUGAAUGCGGAGGUUUGUCUUUGUCCCAACAAUCGUGACAAUGGUGAGAGACAGUGCAGUCACAAAGAGUUGAUAUGCGAGACAAUCAGCUUGAUUCAGGCCAUUGACAACUUGCGAAAGGGUGGAGGUGGGUUGUUCGACGUUUACGUGGAAAAGUUCCCACAGCUGAAGGAUUAUGUGGAACCUAUUUCAGGCACUGCAAUAGCGAACGACCAAGUUUCGCAACAGAAUUGGGCAACGCUGCUUGCUGCGGUUGAUUCGGUCAGUCGGGAAGGUUGGAAUUUCGACUUCAACGAAGCUGCUGCAGACAACGGCGAUGAGCAUUGACAUGCUCAGGGUCUGAUUGCACACUUCUGCGUCUCAUGUCGCAGACGCCAAGCAUUUCUUUGAGCGUUGCAUCGUUGAGCAAUGAAGACACCUUCACCGACCGUGAAACAGUAAAACAUGCUGUUGUCUUUUUAUCCUUUCAUAUCAAACAGUAUCAAAGAUAAUGCCGCGAACGAUUCAAACAAUGAGAUGAAGAGACAACGCAUUGAAGCGUGGCACUAUCGACCAGUUUGAUACUUGGCCAGAGCUCGUGCGCUUUACCUGGAC